Molecule: messenger RNA, 2641 nt
Organism: Aplysia californica (California sea hare)
Lineage: Eukaryota; Metazoa; Mollusca; Gastropoda; Aplysiida; Aplysiidae
Product: diphthine--ammonia ligase
Exons: 17
Coding region: 433-2529 (698 amino acids)
Biological process (GO): protein histidyl modification to diphthamide
Molecular function (GO): diphthine-ammonia ligase activity
Source: RefSeq, a predicted model, not a curated record
UAAAACUACAACCUAGGCCAAGUUGUUUUUAUAUUUAGCAGAACAAAAAAAACAAACUUCAAAUAACAAACAUCUCGUGACACUUCUCGGUCCCUGUAAGAAAAUGUUUCCAAUUCAAAAGCCUUUAUUCACAUUGAUAAAAACUUUUCAAAAAAAGAUCAGGAAAUAUGAGUCCAGAUGCAGUUUGAAAAAUUCUCGGAUUCGGGACUCGUUUUCCCGUCUUCACUCUUCAGAGGGGAACAAAACAAGAGAAGCACACCAAGCACAUGGACAUGGUCUGCUGCGGCUCUAGGACUCUAGACGUGUUACUAAACCUGAACGUCUCGUAGAUUUAUUGCAUGCUGGCUGAUUCCUUGCGCUAUCAUUUGCCUUGAAAAGCUGUAGACUAACUUAUUCUCACCCUCUAUUUGUUUAUUUCAUGUUUCAUUAAAGAUGAAAACCGUGGCUCUUGUCAGUGGUGGCAAAGACAGCUGCUUCAAUAUGAUGUGCUGUGUUGCUGAAGGUCAUCAACUUGUGGCGCUGGCUAACCUGAGACCUGAGCAAAAAGAUGAACUGGAUAGCUACAUGUUUCAAACAGUUGGCCAUCACGCCAUAGAUCUUUAUUCCGAAGCAAUGGGAUUACCACUGUACACACAGGUCAUCACAGGCUCCAGUCUGUCCACUGGUAGAGACUACACGCCACAGCAAGGAGAUGAAGUAGAGGACCUGUACGCUCUAUUGUCUCGAAUCAAAGAGGCUGAAGGUAUUGAAGCAGUUUCGGUUGGUGCUAUUUUGUCGGAUUAUCAACGAGUUAGAGUAGAGAAUGUCUGCCAGAGGCUGGGUCUUGUGGCGCUCUCCUAUCUGUGGAGGAGGAACCAGGAGCAGCUCCUCAAGGAAAUGAUAGACUGUGGCCUCCGAGCCAUCAUCAUCAAAGUAGCUGCACUUGGUCUUGUUCCCAGCAAACACCUGGGUAUGGAGCUGUCCGAAAUAUUCCCACACAUGUUGAAAAUGAAAUCGAUGUAUGGACUCAAUGAAUGUGGAGAGGGUGGGGAGUAUGAAACAUUUGUAUUUGACUGUCCCAUUUUCAAGAAAUCUAUUGUCAUAGAUGAGACAGAGAGAGUCAUUCACUCAGAUGAUGCGUUUGCUCCUGUGGGUUAUCUCAACCUGAGAAAUUGUCGUCUCAAGGAAAAAGACUGGGAUGACACUGUUUCACUUCUGGCAAAAGUGGAGCAGCUUCCACUCCUCACAAGCGAGAAGUGGAUAGAGCAAGCCGUUCAGGGCUGUGAUGUUGCUGAGCUGGCUCAGGGUGCUGAGGGUUUGCCAGACUCUGACUGUCCCACACAGAGUGUUCAGCCUGUCUCAGGUGACUCGUAUGUCUCUCGUCAGAGUGAUGGUGUCAACUUCCAGGUGUCUGGGGUGACUGCAUUUUCCUCUGAGACAAGUGACGUGAAAGAGUUGACUAAACAAGCUAUGGAUAAGUUAAUUGGGUGUGUGACCAGUUUAGGUCACAGUGCCGGAGAUAUCGCCUCAGUAUCGCUCUAUGUGAGAGACUUGUCCUGUUUUGCUGCCGUCAACUCAGUGUACAAAACCUACUUUGAUAUAAAUCCCCCAGUUCGGCUGUGUAUUCAAGCCUGCCUUCCACCUAACGUGCCUCUCCAGCUGGACUGCCAGGGCCGGGCAUCGCCCUCAGAAGACAGAAGGACCAUGCACGUCCAGGCCCUCUCCCACUGGGCCCCGGCCAACAUCGGACCCUACAGUCAGGCCGUUCUGACAGGGGACAAAUUGUUUCUGGCUGGUAUAGUUCCCCUGAUUCCUGCCUCGUUGUCUGUGAUUGAAGGCGACAUCACAGUGCAAUGCUCAGUGGCUCUGAAACACGUACAGGAAGUGAUGAAGGCCAUGCAGCCUGGUCUCGGCCUCUGUGACUGUCCACUGGUGGUGUGCUUUGUCACACACACUGACCACAUGGCAGUCGCUCGACAGACGUGGAAGAAAUGUGUUCAGAAUUCUUCAGAUGUGAUCACGCACCGAGAGCUUUCCCCACGUGUUCAGUACUGUGUGGUGCCCGCCUUGCCCAAAGCCUGUCUGGUGGAGUGGCAGGUGUUUGCCUGGACGUCCAGUACAGAGGAAGAGGACGGAGAAGAAGGAGAACUCUCAGCUAGCGCAAGUUCUACUCAGCCUUGUGAGAAGUGGACCGUUGAAACGAGCUGCGUGUGCAGUCAGACUGUUGGGGAAACAUUCUCCUGUCAGAUUUGCCUUGAAUUGAGGAAUGGUGCAGCAGUUUUGCAGAUGGACUCCUUAGAUGCUGAGUCAGCAGUGAAGGAUUUGGUACAAGAAUACCUGCGAUUACAAGGCCAGCGUAGUUCUGCACAGUCACCACCACUAGCCAAAGUGUUUUAUGUGUCCCGUCUCUUUGAUUACGAUCAGUUACACAAAUGUUUCCAGCGUACUUUGUCCUCACUAGUAGCUGAAAACUCCAGGCCUCCCGUGGUGUCUUUGGUUCCUGUGGUCAGCCUCGACUCUCCCCGUCAGCUGAUGGCAUGGUGUCAGUGAUUGUGCCUGCUGUUUUAUAGAAUUGUCGAAGAUUGAUGGUCACCAUCAAGGACUGCUGUCAGUGAUUAUGUUAUGAUGUUUGGUUUUGUUUGAAUAAAGAGAAGCACAUCGA